This is a messenger RNA of Mytilus californianus (California mussel), 7005 nucleotides long. RefSeq lists its product as uncharacterized. The transcript has 4 exons. NCBI's taxonomy places the organism in Eukaryota, Metazoa, Mollusca, Bivalvia, Mytilida, Mytilidae. The coding region runs from base 75 to 1397 and encodes 440 amino acids. The record is from RefSeq and is a predicted model, not a curated record.
CUAAAAAUAAACAAUAUAGAUCGUAGUAUGAAUAGCAGUAGGUAAAACGUAAACAAAACAAUCAGCUUGUUAAAAUGGAAGACGACGAAAAAUCUACGAAUACUUCAGACGAAGAAGGUGAAAACGGUGAUGCUAUCUCUUCCAACAAAGUAGGAUCAAUGUCAUUAACGAAGGAUAAAACAUGUGCCAACUCUAAACCAUGCAUAGAAAAUAUUCAAAUUACUGGAAGUUUAAGAAAUUAUAUGGUAUCUACUGAGACAUUACAUUUAGAUACUGAGAAGUCACCAAUUAAUAUAUCAAGAGUGAACAGCAUGGAAAUGUUUAUGUCCUCACCGACGAGCAAUGAUGGUGUAUCUAUUGGAAAAGCUGAUUGUGUACAAAUAAACCUUAACCCUGAAGCAGGAAGAGGCGACAGAAAUGACUGGUCAUCAAAUAUUUAUCAAGCAAUUAAUAAACCGAUGCAUGAGAUGUUUGUUAAAACACAACAUUAUAAUGAGGCGAGAGAAAAGUUAAAGACGAAUAGAAUAGUAGUUAUUUCUGGAUCCAUAGGAACAGGAAAAACAUUUCUAGCACGAAAACUUAUCUCUGAAAAAAUAGAAGAAGGAUAUCAAUUAAAGUCUGUCGAAUCACUCUUCAAAUGGCGUACUUACGGGAAACAGAUUGUCUUACUAGAUGAUGUAUUUUCAAAACCAUGUAAUUUCAGUAGGAAGUCUUUAGAACUGAAAUCCUUAUUGAAAACGAUACAAUUAUACCUUGAACCAGAUGACGAGACAGGUAAAACGGUUCUCCUCAUCAUUACAAUUCGGCCUGAUGUUCUUGCAGUGUUGAAAGAAGACAAAAGUCUAGAUAUAUUGCAAAAAGUGGAAUAUCAAGUAGAUUUGAUGCAACCAAUUCCAUUUAAAGAAAAAUUAGAAAUUCUUAGGACACAUGAGAAAAAAUAUUCCAAAUCUGAAAGGAUCGAUGAGGACUGUGCAAUUGAUAUUUGCAAUGUUAAAUGUCCUUGUUUUCCUAUUUGCGUAAAAUUGUUCUUCCAACAAGAUGACUUGUUUCAAAAUGGAAUCCGCUUUUUCGAAAAUCCGGUGCGAAUUAUACAAUCAGAGAUUAGCCAAAUGUAUAAAGAUGAUCGGGAAGUGUUUGCCUUUCUGAUCAUGUUAAUAUUGAAUGAAGGAGAAAUAAACGAAUCGUGUCUCGGAACUGAUGCUUGUAUUGCACAUAUAGAUCCAUUGUUAGGGCUUUUGCGAUGCAGAAAAACUGAACUUGUCCAGAUAAUGAACGAAUGUUUAGACAGAAUUCCAGAUCUAUAUGUCACCAGGGAGAAUAAUAAAAUCAAAAUUCAACACGAUUGCAUAUUUCAAGCAAUAUGUGUAUCAUUUUCCAAAAUAUUACCAAUGCCUUGAUUGAAAUAUUUGCCAUUUGAAUUCAUCACUGAACGGAUACGAGUCGAGACAGACCAACCUGAAGAAGAACAUAUAAUAAUUCCUUCUUGGUUUUAUGCUUCCCUAGCUGACAGAUUUUUGGACGAAAUUGAGCUUGGGUGUAUUCGACAUGUUUGUGGACAUCAGGCUAUGUUUUCUCCUAUUUUCCUCGCAAUAUUUUCUGAUUGUCUUCAAAAGCUUAAGGAAACAGACAAAAAGAAAUAUUUCCGAAUUUUACAAUCAACAGAACAAGAAAAGGACCAUGGAUGUCUAUGGAAUGGUUGCCUACUCUACUGGGCUGCUGCAAUAGGUAAUAAGCAGUUGUGUUCAAAAUUGCUUCUUAAAUAUUUCUAUCAAACAGUGAAAGAAGUGGAUUCAUUAUUUGUGAAAGUACAAGCAUCAGCUACUUUUGUGCUUGCAUCAUUUUUUAGGUACAAACAAAUACUGUUGCAACGUUUGAACGACUUAGGCGGCGAUAUAAAUAGUUCGGUACAUGUCGAAAGAAAAAUGCAGACUUACGGCUGUGAUUACUGUAUAACACAAGAUACACACGGUAUGACUGUUCUUCAAGCCUCAAUAUUUGGCGAGCUUGCAGUAAAUAAGGACACUUUUCGAUUCCUUCUUGAUAACAAGGCUCAUUUUCGGGAAGAUAUCACUGCGUAUAGAACUCUAAGCAAAGCAGUUCAAAUGGAAGACGAGACACUAGUUAGACUCCUCAUCAACUACUAGGCCGAUGUCAACUCGAUAGAUUUGAAUGGCAACACUGCACUUUUUUAUGCUGUAAGAACAGAUAAUCUAACCAUUGCGCAAAUACUUCUAGAUGUCAAAUAUAAGAACAGUAAUUCAUACAAUUUAAUGAAUGAUGUUAAAAGCGUUCAAAUGGCUUGCUUGCUUUUGGAAAGCCAUGAUAUAAGCACUCCUGACAAAGCUGGGAAGAUUCCACUGCAUUAUGCAUUUAAUGAAGAAUUAGUCAAUUUCCUUAUUAGAAAAGGGUCACCAGUUGACAAAAAAGACAGCGCUGGGAGGUCACCUCUAUUUUAUUCAAAAACAGGAGCCAUAGCGCUUGCAUUAAUUUCGCAUAAUGCAGACGUAACAUUAGUUGACUCAGAAGGCAAAAAUGUUGCCCAUUUUUUACAAGAUACAUGUGUUCUUUCCACCAUUAUGAAUACAAUGAAUGAUAUAGUAAAACAUAAGUUUUUGAAUAGUACAGAUAAAGACGGACGUACACCAAUAUUUUAUUGUUCAAAUGAAAAUAAUCAAAAUAAAUUGGAAUUUCUUCUAAGACAUGGAGCAUUAGUAAACAAAAAAUCUGAGAAGUAUAAUCUACGUAAAUCUUUAGGAAAUGAUUUUUGUAUCAAUACAAUCGAAGAUCAAUGCUUCGGAGAACUUAUCUACACGGAAUCGUUUCCAUGUCAUGGUUCGACUGGAGAAAACAUUCGGGUAUUAUCAAAGUCAAGUGUCCGUCAAAUAUAUACUCAGAACUGGAUAGCUUUUUCUACAAAGAUACUCUUUAUACCUCGUCAUUCUUUUGCAGUCGUACCAGAAAGUACUUUAGAAGAGUCUGAUGUGUGUGCUCAGAUUUCGGAUGAUCGACACAGUGAACUGACGGUUUGCUCCUCAAAUGCUGAAACAGAAGAUAAGCAAGAACAUCAAACAGAAAAAUCAAAGGAGACAGGUAUUCAAACCAAAGAAAGCUGCACAGUAGCAAUGAAUCUAAUAGCAUCUGGUAAAUUCGAUAUCAAAGUUCUCAGAACUCUCAAUUCGUAUGAAGUGGACUGGAUGGAACUUAAUGACGUCGGUGAUAAUGUUCUUCACCACCUUCUUUUACCUCAAAAUGAAGGAAACCCAACAAGUGUUGUAUUGCUGAUAGAGGAAAUUAUUUCUAAGGUAAGCAAAAUGCACUUAAAGAACUUUAUAAACAGCAAGGAUGACAACAACAACACACCUCUACAUCUAGCCUGCUUCUGUCGACUUACGAACAAGUUGGGAAUGAAAGAUAGAAUAGGGGUGAUUCAAUUACUUUUACGUUUAGAUGCCAAUGUAAAUGAUGUCAAUUCAUGGAAUCAGACACCUUUGAAUUGUUUACUCAAUUGUAGAUGUAGGUCGUAUGAAUUGGCAGCGAUACUUAUAAAGGGAAUGUCAAAAACAAGUAUAAACAUUCCAUGCAAAGGUGGUUGGUCGCCAUUACAAACAUUAUUAUCCAUUCAAGAUUGUGAAGAAUAUUUUUUGGAAGAUGCCAAACGAAUAGUAGGGUUAAUACUCGAAGCAGGGACAAAUUUAGAAGAAACGCUAUUAAAUACAAAAUGUUUAACGAAGUAUAUAAAUCCUUUUUUGUUCGAAUUUCUUCUUCAGAAAUAUACAUGUCGCAUUUCUGACGAAAUAAUAGAGAGGAUUGUUACUAUUUUAGAACAAGCUGAAACUUUACCAAACACAUGGGCAAUUUUGGCUAUAAUUUCAAAAUUUAAGGGUCUAAACGUUGAUAAAUUUAUCAGUAAAUCAGCUACAAUGCAAGAUGAUUACGACUUUAUAAAGCAUACGAUAUUGAAGCAAUGCUCGCAAGAUCUAAGCAACACACUAGUCUACAAAGUUGUACAAUGGCUGUUUCAAAGUGAUAAGGAUCUUGAUUAUCUAGAUGGAAAUGGGAACACAUACUUACUUAAUGUAGUAAGAUAUUACUUGAAUGAUUUUAAAGGACUGUUAGAAAUUAUGAUUUUUUUACUGCAGAAAGGUGCAAAUCCAAAUAUAAGAAACAGAAAAAACGAAACUGUUGUUUACCAUCUCAUUUUAUCAGAUGGGUUUGACGAAAACGUCUUACAAGGACUAGAAUUGCUUUCAAAAUAUGGAACCAAUUUAGAUUACGGUGAACCUUUCAUAUGGGCAGCGAAAUCACACAGACUACGAACAAAAGUAAUUAAAUUUCUUCCUGAAAGUGUAAGUCCUGAUGACGAGGACGAAAUAGGUAACGCAUUUCACCAUUUAGUAAAGUCAUACUCACACGGGAUAGAUGUAGGUUUAACCUCAAUCGAAGAAUUUUAUUUCAAAGGCGUAGAAAUUAAUAGCAAGAAUAAAAACGGCGAAACACCACUGCAUCUGGCUGUUCGCUUGAAUGUCCGUAAAGAUAUUAUCUUACAGCUGCUAAGUCAUAACGCUAAUGUCAACAGAAAAAAUAAGGAAGGGCAAACUCCGAUGCAUUACAUAUUGCUAUAUUUAGAUGUCAAUGAAAUAUUUCUAUUUAACGAAUUUUUACGAUAUGGUGGUGAUUUGUCAUUAAAAGAUACCUUCGACCGAAAUUAUUUACACUAUGCAGUUUUAGCAAUGAGACCAGACACACUGAAAAUUUUAUCUAUCAUUCUACAGAGAAACAUUUGCGACAUCAAUGCAAAAAAUCGGUUUGGAAAAAGCAUCUUGCACACAGUUUGCAAAAUAAACUGCCGAUAUCACUUUAUAAGUGAUAUUGCAACGAGCAGUUAUCAUAUUGAAGUUUCGGAUAACGAGUGGUGUGCCGGAUUAAGAAUCCAUGCUUUACGACUUUUAAUCAAUUUUGAUGCCAACAUUGACAUUACUAAUUCAAAAAGACGUAGCGUAAUGCACAUUCUAGUAAUUCAGUACGAUUAUUUUAUGAAACAAAAGAAAAGGGAUAGUCUAAAACACGUGCAUAGUAUAAUAGGAAUGGUCAAACUCCUUAUAUCUGGAAGGAUAAAUCUUCAAAUCAAGGACAUAAACGGAAAAACUGUAAUUGACUAUUUAAAAGAUUAUUGCCUCACAAAUCUGAGAAACUUUAUUGAAGGUCACAUUUCAUCCCAUCAGCUGAAAGAGAUUGUGAUAUCAGAAGUAUUGUCUCGUUGACAUCAUAAGUAUUGUCUCGACGACAUCAGAAGUAUUGUCUCGGUGACAUCAGAAGUAUUGUUUCGGUGACAUUAGAAGAAUGGUAUCGGGGACAUCAGAAGUAUUGUCUUUUUGUUUAAAUGAUCUCGUGACAAGAUGCAUAUUACUUUCAUACAAAUUGAUAUAAAACGCAUUAAACGAACAUACACACACACAGUAUACAUAGAAUAAGAAAAUUCUCUUCAUUGUGAUUAUAUCUAUAUAAAGACUUGACCGAAAUGUGGUAUAUUAACUUGUAUCUAAUAUACAUUACCUGCAUCGAGCACAUGGAAAUAUGUAUACAAUUUAUUUUGAAUACUGGCAAUUUGUGUUUUGCAAAUGUUUUUUUCUUCUUGUGUAUGUAGAACACAACUAGCAAUUGGUCUUUUCUAGUUACAGUUCAAUUACAAACAUUUAAAAAUCUAAGCCAUGCCUUAAACGUUUUGAAACAUUUAAAGUACAGCAAUUUCUCCGGUUUCCUUGUAGUACAUGAUUAGGGUUCAAACAUAAUCAAUUUUGCUGCUGUAUCCAUAACAUCUCAUUGGCUUUUAAGAAUAUCAAACCAGAAUUAUUUCAUCAAAAUGAAAACACGUGGGAAGACCAAAUUACAUUGUAAUUCGAAAUGAAAACGUAGUACCGAUGGUUAAUGUUUUUGUCUAAAGGAGUUUUAGCCUCAUUUUAGUGCAAUUACUUUACUUAUUGGAAACUUACAGACAAACUGUAUGAUUUAAAUCAUGUCAAUACUGUAGCAAAAACUACUUGGGAGAUGGUCAAUUCGAGGAUUGAACCCAGUGUGAGUAAAACGUAUAUUUUAUUUAUGUACGUGCUUAUGACAAAUUAGUUUGGACAAACCCUCUUCAUUAAUCUACUCAAAGUCUUCAAAGCCAAAAUAAUAUAAUGUUUGAGAUAUCGAAACCAAAAGAACCAAAUGAGAACAUCCAGAAAUAAAGGCAACAGUAGUAUACCGCUGUUCGAAAUUCAUAAAUCGAUUGAGAAAAAAAAACAAAUCCGGGUUACAAACUAAAACUGAGGGAAACACAUCAAAUAUAAGAGGAGAACUACGAGACAGAAACACAACAUUAAAAUGUAACACACACAGAAACGAACUAUAAUAUAACAAUGGCCAUUUUCCUGACUUGGUGCAGGACAUUUUAAGAAAAAAAAUGAUGGGUUGAACCUGGUUUUGUGGCUAGCCAAACCUCCCGCUUUUAUGGCAAUGUUAAAUAUAACAUUAAAAUGACAACAUUACAUGACAGGACUACAAUACAAAUAAAUGGGAGAACAUAUAGGACAGAGAAACAUACGAAUAAUAGCUAACAAAAGGUACCAGGUUUAAAAUUUAAGACGCGCGUUUCGUCUGCACAAGACUAACCAGUGACGCACAGAUCAAAAAAGUUCGAAAGCCAAAACAAGUACAAAGUUGAAGAGCAUUGAGGACCAAAAGUUCCAAAAAGCGUAAUAUGUCAGUAUAAAGACUUGGCUACUUUGUAUUAUUUUGUACACGCGGGGACUAGUAGAGAGUUUGAUUUAAACGUACACAGUAGGAACCGUUAGUAUAACGGUUGUUUGACUAAUAAACUAUUUAUUUUCAUUCCAUGGUGAACCCUUAUCAACCAUUUCAUCGGAUCACAUAGACCACUAAUCAAUUAGGUUAUUAGUUACCAUCACCAAUCAACUAGUCUAGUUUGCAAUUUCCCUAUAUAUUUAAAAUAAAAACUAAAUCAUU